This is a messenger RNA of Lichtheimia ornata, 1914 nucleotides long. RefSeq lists its product as uncharacterized. Gene Ontology annotation, molecular function: GTPase activity; GTP binding; RNA binding. Gene Ontology annotation, biological process: ribosomal large subunit biogenesis. The coding region runs from base 1 to 1914 and encodes 637 amino acids. The transcript is spliced from 7 exons. NCBI's taxonomy places the organism in Eukaryota, Fungi, Mucoromycota, Mucoromycetes, Mucorales, Lichtheimiaceae. The record is from RefSeq and is a predicted model, not a curated record. Gene Ontology annotation, cellular component: nucleolus.
AUGUCGCUCUACAACUUUAAAAAGAUCGAGCCGGUCCCUACGGCCAGCGAUUUCAUUGACAUUAUCUUGUCAAAGACACAACGCAAGACGCCGACAGUGAUCCACAAGAACUACAAGAUCAGUCGUAUUAGACAGUUCUAUAUGCGCAAGGUCAAGUUCACUCAAGACAACUUUGAAGAAAAGUUCAAGAAUAUCCUGGAUGAAUUCCCAAAGCUUGAUGAUGUCCAUCCCUUUUACGCUGAUCUUAUGAAUGUGCUUUACGAUAAGGAUCAUUACAAGCUUGCUUUGGGUCAGGUUAAUACGGCACGUCAUUUGAUUGAUCAAGUUGCCAAGGACUAUGUUCGUUUGCUCAAGUUUGGUGAUUCAUUGUAUCGUUGUAAGCAACUCAAGCGUGCAGCUCUCGGCAGAAUGGCUACUAUUAUGAAGCGUCAAAAGGAUAGUUUGGCCUAUUUGGAACAAGUGCGUCAGCAUUUGUCUCGUCUUCCAUCGAUUGAUCCCAACACACGCACUCUUCUUAUUUGUGGUUACCCCAACGUUGGCAAGUCCAGCUUCAUCAACAAGAUCACCCGAGCUGAUGUCGAAGUUCAACCUUAUGCUUUCACCACCAAGUCUCUCUUUGUUGGUCAUAUGGAUUACAAGUACAUGAGAUGGCAAGUCAUUGAUACUCCUGGUAUCUUGGAUCAUCCUCUUGAAGAACGCAACACCAUUGAAAUGCAAUCCAUCACUGCCAUGGCCCAUUUGAGAUCCUGCAUCAUGUACUUUAUGGACUUGUCAGAGCAAUGUGGUUACAGUAUUGAGGAUCAAGUCAAGCUCUUCCAUAACAUCAAGCCCUUGUUCGCCAACAAGCCUAUUGUUCUCGUUAUCAACAAGAUUGAUCAAGUCAAGCCAGAGGAUCUCCCAGCUGAACAACGUGCCUUGAUUGAAGAAAUCAUCAAUGGUGAAAACGCUACCGUUAUGACCAUGUCCUGCUAUUCCGAGGAAGGUGUCAUGAAUGUUCGCAAUUCAGCUUGUGAUCGUCUUUUGCAAGCUCGUGUCGAGAUGAAGAUGUCUGGUUCCAAGAUCAACGAUGUCAUCAACAAGAUCCAUCUUGCCAUGCCCACAGCCAGAGACACGGUCGCUCGCUUGCCAAACAUCCCUGAUGGUGCUCUCAACCGCGUCAAAUACGAUCCUAACGAUCCUAACCGUCCCAAGCUUGCCAAGGAUAUUGAAGCCGAAAAUGGUGGUGCCGGUGUUUACAAUGUCAAUCUCAAAGAUAAAUACUUGCUUGCCGAUGACGAAUGGAAACAAGAUGUUAUUCCUGAAUUCUGGGAAGGUCACAACGUUGCCGACUUUAUUGAUCCUGAUAUUGAAGAGAAGUUGGAUGCCUUGGAGAGAGAGGAAGAACGUUUGGAACAAGAAGGUUUCUAUGAUGUCAAUGAACCUAUGUUGGAUUCCGAUGAAGAAGAUCUCAAGAACACAGCUGAUGCUAUUCGCGAACGCAAGAAGUUGAUCAUUCAAGCACACCGACUCGAGCACAACCGCAACAGAGCCAUUCUACCAAAGAAGUCAGCUCUCAAGAAUGCCAACUUGAAGGCCAUGGGUGACAAAUUGAGCAAACAUGGUCUCGAUCCAGAGGCUGCUGUACAAAGCACACGUGCUAUUGGCAAGAAACGAAAUCGUUCUGAGGCUGAGGCUGAUGAAGCUGUUAAGGAGGCUGAUGCGGAUGUCAGAGAUGAGGUGAUGGCUCGUGAGAUGAGCAACCUUGGUUUCCGUAACGUUAAGCAAAAGCGAGAAGCCGACAAACAAAAGAAGCUUGUUCAAACACAAUCCAACAAGUUUGGCAAACGUGGCGAAUCCGAUCGAGCUAUCAACACCAAGAUGCCAAAGCAUUUGUUCAGUGGCAAGACUUCCAUGGGUUCCCGAGACCGUCGAUAA